AAAAGUCUCAUUUCUCGAUCCCCAAUUCGUGGAUUAGGGUUAAAAGGAACCAUUUUUAUCCUCGUCGCCAAAAACAACAAAUCUCAGAUCGAAGAAGGAAGAAGAGAUCGAAAUGGCGUUGAGAAGAGUUUACAGUGAAAUCAAAGGGAAGAAGGUGACGGAGCUUCCAGGCUAUUUGAAAUCGACGUUUUCAAUGGAGACCGUGAAGACCUCUGUGAAGAGAGGACUCGAUAACUACAACGAAAAAUACAUUCAGACCAGCUCCGUUGAUCCUAUCCUUCAUAUCUGCUUCUACGGCAUGGCUUUCUCUUACCUUGUCGCUCUCCCUAAUGAGCGUCGUCAUCUUGAGCAUCAGCAGCAUGCUAAGGAGCACGGUGGUCAUUGAUCUCGUCGGAAUCGUUUCGAUCUCGAGAUGAUUUUAGGGGGUUGCUGUGAAAUCUUUCUGCUUGAUGGUGACGAAUCAAGAAUUGUGUCUUAUUGUUUUGUUUUCUUGAAUUUUCCUGGAUAUUGUUGACCUAAAGGAAAACCUUUCUUUUGAAUUGCACUCCAUGAUAGUCAAUAAUUGAAGCAUCAUGAUAAUAUCCAUGAAUAAUGAAACCUGUUUUUUUUUUGUUCCAUGAAGUUGUGAAUUCACCA
Messenger RNA from Arabidopsis lyrata subsp. lyrata, 636 nucleotides. RefSeq lists its product as uncharacterized. The record is from RefSeq and is a predicted model, not a curated record. The coding region runs from base 113 to 385 and encodes 90 amino acids. The transcript is spliced from 2 exons. NCBI's taxonomy places the organism in Eukaryota, Viridiplantae, Streptophyta, Magnoliopsida, Brassicales, Brassicaceae.